This is a messenger RNA of Aspergillus tubingensis, 645 nucleotides long. RefSeq names its product zinc-finger domain-containing protein. The record is from RefSeq and is a predicted model, not a curated record. The transcript has 3 exons. NCBI's taxonomy places the organism in Eukaryota, Fungi, Ascomycota, Eurotiomycetes, Eurotiales, Aspergillaceae. Bases 1 to 645 code for a protein of 214 amino acids. Gene Ontology annotation, biological process: mitochondrial electron transport, NADH to ubiquinone.
AUGUUGCCCUGCUUCCGCAGCCGGGUCGCGACCCUUUCCUCCACCUUCACCCCCCGAUUCGCCGCCCGGGCCAGCUACUCGACCACCGUCCCUCGCCUCUCCGAGAACUUCAUCCCUGCCAACGACCCGACCCCGCCUACCGCUAAGCCAAAUGUCUCUGGCACCAAUGCUACUCCCGUUGACGCCAUGGGUGGCUGGGAUGCUCCCCUGAGGGAGGAACCCGAGGCGGGCGAGCGCACCCGUCACCUCCAGGCUCCCAACCGGGCUACCACCUGGGCUGCCAGCCAGCAGCCGAAGGAGAAGGCCAUGGUUGGUCCUCGCUUCGAGCAGACGAUAAUGGAGUUGCAGCCCCAACCCUUGGCUGCCAUUGAGCUCAUCCACAGACAGCCCGUCCGCUGGACGAAAAAGCGCGUCGUCAGCUGUGACGGCGGUGGCGGUCCCCUGGGCCACCCCAAGGUCUUCAUCAACACCGACAAGCCCGAGAUUGCUACCUGCGGCUACUGCGGUCUUCCCUUCGCCCACGAGCAACACCGUGCCUACCUCAAGUCCCUCCCCGCCACCAGCUACCCUCUCGAGCCCACCGGUGAUGCCGCCGAGGUGAACGAGAGCCAGCGUGUGACCGAGGGCGGAUUCGAGCAGCGGUAA